This is a messenger RNA of Schistosoma spindalis, 2853 nucleotides long. NCBI's taxonomy places the organism in Eukaryota, Metazoa, Platyhelminthes, Trematoda, Strigeidida, Schistosomatidae. The record is from the annotation of a GenBank genome assembly.
AUGUGCACGGAGGAGAAGGAGAUGUGCCCCUUAUGUAUGGAACCGAUGGAGGCAGAUGACAUCUCAUUUUACCCAUGUGAUUGCCGGUACCAGGUCUGCCGGUUUUGCUGGGCUAAGAUAAUUAACGAGGAAAAUGGGCUUUGUCCAGCUUGUCGAAAGGAAUAUAAUUCAGAAAAACCGGCAUCUUACAAACCUAUUUCGGAGAAUGAGGAAUCCCGUUGUAGGUCAAGUAGAAGACGCAAGGAUUAUAUAAAGAAGACAAAGCUUAAUCCAGAAAUGCUCAAAAUCCUUCCAGAGUUAAGGGUUGUUCAGCCAAAUCUGAUAUUUGUGGUCGGUUUACCUACAUGGAUCUCAAAGGACAAGGAAAUACUUAAAGGUCAGAACUAUUUUGGUCGGUAUGGGAAAAUUUUUAAAGUGGAAGUUAAUCAAAACCAGACUUUCGGUGGACCACAGGGUCAACCUAGUUUUAGUGCUUAUAUAACAUAUUAUCGGGCUGAGGAUGCCAUGCGGUCUAUAAGGGAUCUUAAUCAGAGCACGUUACAUGGAAGACCAAUCCGUGUAUCACUUGGAACUACAAAGUACUGUAGCCAGUUUUUAAGGGGCACAAAAUGCACCAAACAUGAAUGCAUGUACUUGCAUGAACUCGGUGAUUCAGCUGCUAGUUUUACUAAGGAAGAAAUGCAAGCUGGAAAACAUACUGAAUACAUGAACAAGUUGUUGCAAGAUUUCUGUCAGUCUAAAUCAUAUUCACUUGAUUCACAAAAGGAAGAAACAACUAUCUUAGCCUCACUAGACUCUUCUGUUUCAAGUCCCAAUGAUGCUUCAUUACCUCAUACCAGUGAAUCAAGCAGCUACUCAAAUGGACGUAAUCGCUUCAGAUUUGAAGAUACAUCCAUGUUGUCUGUAGAUAACUCGGGCGUGCAAGUUUCGGAUCGAUGUACUGCACAGUCUGAUCAAACAAGUGCACCACUCAGAGAGAUGCGUAAAUUAAGGCAUACUGAUAAAGAUAAUUCAGUUGCUGUCUCAGUCUCCGAUAACUCAUUGGCUGAUAAAUCUAAACUAAAUUAUAAUAAUUCUAACAAACCGAGUAGUUGGAAUCAUUCAUCAUCGAUUUCAUCAUCAGAUUAUUCAACUAGAAAGCUUGGGAAAAAUUCAUUUGGUACUUUUCAUUUUAAGAAUUCGUCUGAAAAUACAAAUACAGAUAAAUCAUACGUAGAAGGAAUUAAAAGUAACUAUGUCCGGCACCAUAAUUCCACACAGAAUCGGAUUUUGUUGCCUCGCUCUGUUCCGUCUAAUCAAGUGUCUACGCGUACUGAGCCUAUUUGUACCAACAGUAAUGGCUGUCACCGUACAUGGUGUCGUCCAAAUUCAGAGAAUUCUUCAAAUAUUCAACCUCUCUUAGGAGAUGAACCCGCAGAUAUUGAUUUUGAUCCCUUUCGAGAAUCUCAGCAAGGUCUAGCUGAACUUCUCGCUGCUGAAGUUUCACGUCUCAAUGUAUCUGAACCUCUGUUCAGUCAUCGUGUUUGCUUAACCAAUGGAUCUUCAGUUGGCAUUUCACACUGCCCAAGUGAACCGCAGUCCUCAAGUUUAGACGCUAGGCUUCCUCAACCUAAUUUAAGUCUCAAUUCUGCACAAGCUGAAAAACUGCGUUCCUGGUAUUCUAAUAUAGUAUCACAUAAUAGAAUCAACCAUGUUGAUCCAAACAAGUCAUUUAACGUGAGUCCAAAUACUUUCUCUAAUCUUUAUCCUCCGCCGGGUUUUGAAGAGGCUGUACAAGGUCACGACCAAUCUUCGGAUGGUCAGUUUUUGACAUCUAAAACUGAUAUAUUAAACUCCAAUUACCCAGAAUUAUCAUACUCAUGUCCUGAAAGCUUUGGAUAUAACAACAACAGCAUACGUAGCACAAAUGGAUCAUUGCUACAGUCGUGUGCUUUUCCUUGUAGUCCUCCUUCUACAGACUCUGCAGAAAAAUUGAUGACAAAUUCCCCGACAUAUGAUAAUUGGAUACAGGCUAAAAAGGUAUCCGAUCACAAUGCUAUCUACCCAGACACUUUAUUUUCAUCCAUUCCUGCUAUGCUACCCGAUAUUAGUAACGCAUUAAAACAAGAUGAUUUACCUCCACACUUAUCUAGUCAGUUCAUGACCAACAUAUUUAGUGCUGUUUUUAAUUCCCAGUCGAGUAUGAAUAAUAAUGAAUCAACUGGAGCAUAUGACAAACCCUCAACAAAAUCUCCAGCUUCUGUAUUUGACUUCAGUCAGUUUGUUAAUCAUCUCUAUCACCAAUCCUCUGGGUUUUUAGAUAUAAAUGCCCAUAAUCUUAAUCAGUGGUCCACUAGGGUCAAUAUACCAUUUGUUUGUACACAAAGUGAGGUUUUAGAUGCUUCUAUUUAUUCAAGUUCAUUAGCACCAACCUCUAACACAUUAACCUUUGGAAAAUAUGGAUCUAAAAUGGGUUCUCUACCUAUUAGCAAUGACUAUCAACAGCAUCAGAAAAUGGCCUUUAGCACAAAUAAUAAUAAUAAUACUAAUACUAAUAUUAAUAAUAGUAGUUUCUGCUGCAACACAGGCCCAACCGAUAUGGAUUCACAUCCUACUUCAACUAAUUCAGUUUCCUCAUUUACAUGGCAACUCGAGGAUCCCGCCAUUGUAUCCAGUCGGUUAUCAUCUUCAAAUUCUACAGUGAAAAAUAAUCAAAUUUCAUCUACAGAUUUACUUGAACCUUCCACUGCUGCCGCCUCCUCUUCCUCAUAUAUUUCACAAUCAGGAGUGAAAAAUCAAUCACGACAACAACCACUACCACCGACUGGAGAUACAAUGAUUCAUCCUUCGUCUCACUCUCAACUAAAAGAAUGA